AUGCCUCUUGAGGAUGCGGCGUUUGGUCGGCACUUCGUGCCUGAUGACGGCCCUGCUGCUGAGGUCUUGGCUCGCAAACGCGCCGCCACCUAUCAGCGCCUCACUAUGCAGCUGACGCUGGAAGCGCUCUUGUCUGGUGCGAGGCGCAUGACGCCCUUGCGGGCGCAAGCACUUCUCGAGCCAGAGGACAGCUCCUCCUCGGACUUUGUCGAGUCGCCCGCGGAGUCUUCGCCGGAGGUCUCCGACUCCGAUGGGGGACACCCUUCGAGUGGCGCCGACGAUCGGCGCGGAGCUGGCGAGGCGUCUCCGUCCCUCACUGUGACGUCGGAAGAUAAAAAGUGCCUCAAGCAAAACAAAGCAGGAACAAGCUGA
Guillardia theta CCMP2712 is the source of this 372-nucleotide messenger RNA. RefSeq lists its product as hypothetical. NCBI's taxonomy places the organism in Eukaryota, Cryptophyceae, Pyrenomonadales, Geminigeraceae. The coding region runs from base 1 to 372 and encodes 123 amino acids. The transcript is spliced from 2 exons. The record is from RefSeq and is a predicted model, not a curated record.